This is a messenger RNA of Bufo gargarizans (Asiatic toad), 3201 nucleotides long. Its product is annotated as asporin-like. The transcript has 8 exons. Bases 301 to 1440 code for a protein of 379 amino acids. The record is from RefSeq and is a predicted model, not a curated record. NCBI's taxonomy places the organism in Eukaryota, Metazoa, Chordata, Amphibia, Anura, Bufonidae. Gene Ontology annotation, molecular function: protein binding.
UAGAGUUAAAUAGGUUUUGGCUCUGGUACAGGCAGUGAUGAAAAACACAUGAGUAGUAACAAGUCUCCUUAAUAUCUGUCUUCAGUACUGAGAUGGGAUAAUCUGAAGAAGCAGUUGACUCAAGUAUCAUCCUCGGUGCCAACAGGAUCAUGUAUUUCAGACUGUGUUCCUGAUUACAAUAGUGAUACGUUCUCUGCAGUAUAAAGUAAGCUACUGGAUAUUACCUUCUCAGGUGGAUUACAAACCAAAAAAAGAGGAAAUCUCUAAAUCUACAAAGGAUUUGGAUUCUAAGGCUACAAGAUGAAGGAAUGUGUGCUUUUCUACUUCCUGGCUCUGUGCUCCGCCAAGCCAUUUAUAUUACCUCCAAAGUACAUGGCACUAACUGACCUCAUGCUGAAUGACAUGGAUGAUGACGACGAUGAUGAUGAUGGAGAUGACGACGACAAAAACUCACUAUUUCCAUUUAAAAGGAACAUACCUUUCCGGCCCACCCCACCUCCGUUUGACAUGCACCCAAUAUGUCCCUUUGGAUGCCAGUGUUACCUAAAAGUGGUGCAGUGCUCUGACCUUGGUUUGGCAUCCAUACCUGCCAAAAUUCCUUAUGACACAAGAUUAUUAGAUCUUCAGAACAACAAAAUAAAAGAGAUUAAGGAAAAGGAUCUACAAGGUCUCACAGCCCUUUCGGCUUUGUUUCUCAACAACAAUAAGCUAUACAAAGUUCACCCAAAAGCCUUCCAGUCAACAAACAAGUUACGAAGACUCUACCUGUCCCACAAUCAGCUCACAGAAAUUCCAUCUAACCUUCCAAAAUCAUUGGCAGAGCUGAGAAUUCACGACAACAAAGUUAAAAAAGUACAAAAGGACUCCUUCAAAGGCAUGGGGGCCUUACACGUUUUAGAAAUGAGUGCAAAUCCACUUGAAAAUGAAGGGAUAGAACCAGGAGCAUUUGAAGGACUGACAGUCUUCCACGUUAGGAUGGCAGAAGCCAAGCUGACAUCCAUCCCUAAAGGUCUACCACCAUCAAUCUACGAGCUUCAUCUUGACCACAACAAAAUUUCAUCUAUAGAGCUUGAAGACUUUAUACGCUACAAAGAACUGCAGAGGCUUGGUUUAGGUCAUAACAAAAUUAAGGACGUAGAAAACGGAAGUCUUGCCAAUAUACCGAAAAUAAGAGAAAUUCACUUAGAAAAUAACAAGCUGAAAAAGGUUCCACCUGGAAUUUCUGACCUGAAGUACUUGCAGGUCUUGUUCCUUCACUCUAAUAAUAUUGCAAAAGUGGAUGUGAAUGACCUCUGCCCCGUACCACCCAAGAUGAAGAAGUCACUCUAUAGUGGAAUAAGCCUUUUUGGGAACCCUGUAAAAUAUUGGGAAGUUCAACCAGCAACCUUUCGCUGCAUCCUGGGCAGGAACAGUGUGCAAAUGGGGAACUUCCGAAAGUAAAAUCAAGCACGCUGGGCUGCUCCGAGCUUAAGGAACAAGCGAUCAAUGGAAAAGGACUGUGCCGUAGUUUUAUAUUUUCAGUUAUUAUGUCUGACGAACAGAAAUCUUAACGGGCUAACUAUGUUUACAGACUAAUUGCAUGAAAUCUAUCUAUUUUAGUAAUAAAUACUUGAAACUUGGCUAAGAAGAAAAUUGACAAGUUAUAGCUCUAAUUUAGUCCGUCCUUUCCAGGCAGAUUAAAUCAUUUGACACGUGAUAUCACAGUAGUAAAGCGUGUACAUUUACGAUUGGUGCUAAUCUAAACUCUGCUGCUGCUUUUUUCCCUUUUUGCAUAAUUCAGUAGCUCCCUUCAGUGUUAGAAUACUGUACGUCAAUUACGUAGAAUACUGUAUUAAAUGAAAAUAUUGAAAAAAUGUUUUAUAUAUAUAACACUUUUCAGGAAUAUCAGAAGUUUAGCCAUGGUUCUUUCCAUCAGGAUAUGACAAAGGCCACUGUCAGCAGAUCCCACGCAGCGCCUAGAUUCUGCUGACUUCAUCUGGGGGGCAGGGUCCGGGGACUAUAUUUUACCACAGCCCUCCAGGCUUCUUGGCAGAAUCACUCUUGCUUGCAAAUAGUUGGAUUUUGAUGACACCAUUAUGUGGUUGAACGUUGGAAUAUGCUAAUGUUCAUACAUUCCUCCCAAUAUCCCCAUGUUCUGCAGGCCCUAUAAAAUACAUAAAAGGCAGACCUCUGGAAAAAGGGACAUAGCCCUGUUCCAAUAUGGGUGUGUCAGAUUUAUUGGAAGGCAGUACUGGGAGAUAAAGAGAUUCCAGAUGGAAAGAUCAGACCAUAUUAUAUGUCAUUUACAUUGGCUGAUCACCAUUCCCUCACAGGCUGUAAAUAUACUGGUGUUAAAGGGGUAUUCUCAUCUCAGCAUUUAGCAUAUAUUUACAGGAUAGGCCAUAAAUGUCUGAUAAAUGCCAGACCCACCUGCAACCUUUGGCUAGAACGGGGGUCCCCCAACUCUGUCAAGGUAUAUGCAGUCUGCGAGAGGUGGCCAGUCAAACGCUCCUGUGAGAACAGAUAUCACUGCCCAUGGAAGGCGCUGUGUACAUGGUAUCACCAGUACCAACAAUAUUCUAUCAAUACCGUCAAGCAUUUCAUAGAACUCAGUGCUCAUAGUCAGUAGACUCCUCUGUAGUAUUCACUAGUCUAAGCAGUUCUUUUGCAUUUGAUUUUAUUGCUCCUCUAUACUAAUGUAGCUUUGAUACUACAGCUCUACUCUCCGUCUACCCUAUAUACACAAGGCAAAGAGAAAUUUAGACCAUCCACAUGAUCUUGCUAGAAGGCCUUGCACUACGCAGAGUUUGGACAUUGUUCAUCAGGUUAAAUUGUAAAAUACUGCAACCGGAACCUCGGCUACACAUGGCAGCAGCCGCGUAAUAACCAGCCUGCAGUCAAAUGCAGUUGUAUGAAAUCGAUGGUAAUGCUACACAUUUGUACCAGUUUUUAUUGAUUUCUAUAGCAUUUUUACAUCCAUCGCAUUUCUCACAACAGGACAAUCAACGUGGCAUGUGGCUUAAUAUGCUGUGUAGCCUGGGCUUUACGCUACAACUAUAGUAAUUUAAGUGAUUAAAGGCAAACAAUCCACUCCACAUAAAGGUAAAAUAUGCUAUGUUGUACUAUAUCUAGUUACUGUAUAUUGUUUCCGUCUGGGCAUAUUAAAUUAAGGCUUAUAUAGUCUCAUACUGUCGUUUAGUAAUAAAAUUGUUUCCAAAAGUG